UCCAAUUCCCAAAUCAUCAUCAUCAUCAUCAUCAGAAGAAGAAGAAGCAAAGAUGUGGAUGGAGAUCAUCUGCGGUCUCGUCCUAUACCAACUCGUCCGCCGUUUCUUCUCCGAUGACGAAUUCGCCGACGUCGAGACUUCCGAUUCCACCGCUCUCUUCUCCGUUGCUCACAGACUCGAGAAGCUUUACGGUGGAAAGGCUUUUGUAGGGCUUCGAAUUCCAGAUGCCGAUACUAGUUCUAGACAGGACGUUGAUAUUGUUCUCGUCACUAAAGAUGAAGUUUUUGUGGUUGCUGUGAAGAAUCUAUCUGGGAUUGUUACUGUAGCGAGUGAUGGUAGCUGGGUUUGUGAAGGUGGCAAGCAUCAUCAUACUACUGAGACUUACCCUGAUCCUCUUGCUGAGGUCAAGAAACAAGCUUCAGUUCUUGAAUCAUAUCUUGAACAGAGGGGUGUUACUUUACUAGAAGGAAAUCUGUCUUGCAAAGUUGUGAUUCCUAAUCCAAGUUUUCGUACAAUUCAUGCAUUCCCAAGUGAGGUAAUUACCUAUGAAGAGUGGCAACUCAUGAAACCAGUAUCAAAAAGCAAACUUUCUGGUUGGGUCAAAGGCGCAUUCAGCACAGGAAAAGAGAUGCAGGAAUCGUCGCAUCAAAAAACUAAUUUCAUCCUUGGCACAGCACCAAUGUGGGAUAGAUUGGAGCUUAAAAGUAGCAAAAUCGUGUUAGGGGAAUUCCUCGAGUUUAAAGGAAAGCAGGAAGAUACCGCCGCUUUAAGAAACAUCAAAAGAUCAAAAGUCGACCGUAUCUCUAUUCAGAAAACAAGCAUGUUUGGAUUAGCUCCUUCGAGGUUGCAGGUUCUGUACUCGUAUAGGGACUAUAGAAGUGAAGGCAGUUCCGGGGAAGAGUCUAAAGAAGUGACUGUCCGGUCCAGCACCGAGGUUAUGUUUCAGCUAAGAGACUCAACAAAGGUGAAGAAAUUCAAGCUAUCGUCACUCGUUUCCAUUUCACUAAGUGCCUAACUGUGAAGUGAGUCUACUACAAUUCAGGCAGCGGAAGGUUGUAUAAAUAUCUGUACUAUGUUAAUUGCAAUUUCCAUGACAGAAGUAAGUUUAUUAUUUACAAGAGUAUCAACCUUUUUUUGGAAA
This is a messenger RNA of Capsella rubella, 1141 nucleotides long. RefSeq lists its product as uncharacterized. NCBI's taxonomy places the organism in Eukaryota, Viridiplantae, Streptophyta, Magnoliopsida, Brassicales, Brassicaceae. The record is from RefSeq and is a predicted model, not a curated record. The transcript is spliced from 6 exons. The coding region runs from base 53 to 1015 and encodes 320 amino acids.